This is a messenger RNA of Medicago truncatula (barrel medic), 1725 nucleotides long. RefSeq names its product protein trichome birefringence-like 33. Lineage: Eukaryota; Viridiplantae; Streptophyta; Magnoliopsida; Fabales; Fabaceae. The transcript has 5 exons. The coding region runs from base 129 to 1430 and encodes 433 amino acids. The record is from RefSeq and is a predicted model, not a curated record. Gene Ontology annotation, cellular component: Golgi apparatus. Gene Ontology annotation, molecular function: O-acetyltransferase activity.
UGUGAAUGAAUGAAUGGAAUGAAAUGAAAUGAAUACUAUAGCUACUACACAUCUACUAGUUCAUUUUGUGAGAAGAUAAAAAAAGAAAGAAAUAGUAAUAAUAAUAAUUAGUGUUUUGGGGUCCAUGCAUGGCAAACUCAUUCAACCCUUCUUCUCUUCUUCUCAAAACAAAGCCUCGUCUCUCUUCUUAUCUCUUCACCCUCUUAUCCAUCAUCCUCUUCACCGCCAUCAUCCUCAACACCCAUGACUUCCUCUUCAUCUUCCGUCCACAUCUCCAACAGCUCCACCCCAAAACUGAAACCAACACUGUACUCUUUUCAACGGUGACUCAGUCCAACAACACCGUUCAAGAGGUGGAGAAAAAGGAAGAAGAAGAAGAAGAAGAAAAAGAGUGUGAUUUGUUUAGUGGAACGUGGGUGAAAGAUGAGUUGACACGGCCAUUAUAUGAAGAAUCUGAGUGUCCGUAUAUACAACCACAGUUGACUUGUCAAGAACAUGGCCGGCCGGAUAAAGAGUACCGCCGGUUGCGGUGGCAGCCUCACGGUUGCGAUCUUCCCAAAUUCAAUGCCAGCUUAAUGCUAGAAACACUUCGUGGGAAGAGGAUGAUGUUUGUCGGGGACUCUCUCAAUCGGGGUCAGUAUGUCUCUUUGAUAUGUCUUCUCCAUCAUCUCAUUCCCCAACAUGCCAAAUCGAUGGAAACCUUUGAUUCUCUCACUGUCUUCACAGCCAAGGAAUACAAUGCUACAAUUGAGUUCUAUUGGGCACCUUUUCUUCUUGAAUCAAACUCCGAUAAUGCUGUCAUCCAUAGGGUAACUGAUAGAAUUGUAAGAAAGGGUUCAAUCAAUAAGCACGGUCGUUAUUGGAAAGGCGCAGACAUUUUGGUAUUCAACACCUAUCUUUGGUGGGUAACCGGCUCCAACAUGAAGAUAUUGCUUGGUUCUUUUAAGGAUGAAGUAAAAGAGAUUGUUGAGAUGCAAACAGAGGAAGCCUAUCGCAUGGCUAUGAAAAGUAUGCUUAGAUGGGUGAAAAUGAACAUGGAUCCCAACAAGACUAGAGUCUUCUUCACCAGCAUGUCGCCUUCUCAUGGAAAGAGCAUAGAGUGGGGAGGGGAACCAGGAGGGAACUGCUACAAUGAAACAACUCCAAUUGAAGAACCCUCAUAUUGGGGAUCUGAUUCAUUGAAAAGCAUAAUGCAAGUAAUUGGAGAAGAGUUCAGAAAAUCAAAAUUUCCCAUAACAUUUCUCAAUAUCACUCAACUUUCCAACUACCGUAAAGACGCACAUACAUCAAUCUACAAAAAGCAAUGGAAUCCAUUGACUCCAGAACAACUAGCUAACCCUGCUAGCUACUCUGAUUGUAUACACUGGUGUUUACCUGGACUUCAAGAUACUUGGAACGAGCUUCUAUUUGCCAAGUUAUUUUAUCCUUGAAACAACACCAAAAUUGAACAGAUUUCUUGGUUCACACGUUGCUUGAAGAUUUGUAAAUUGGAAGAUAAAGCAUGUGGGUAUGAUUAUUUUUUAUUUUUUUUGGUUAGAAAAUGAGCUAUAGGGGUUUUACAUGAGAAAAUUGGAUUGAUUUUUUUUUUCUUCUUCCACUUUAACAAUGCCAAAUUCAAAUGGUGCUAACAUAUGUACGGGGAAAUGAAUUGCUAUUCUUCAUUUUGUUUUAGCUUUUGGCAGAGAAAAAUUCAUUAUAGAUAUAACAUUUUACAUGUCUUGAGAA